CUCUGAACCGAUAACACUGAAGGCUUUAUCCAGGCUCCUUACUCGGCGGCUGCGCCGCCUCUAUCCUUGGCCAUGGCCUGCGGAGGAGCUACUGGAAAAGCGCUCCUUUCCUCCUCUUCCUCGUCCUUAUUCUUCUCUCGAACCCUCUUUUCCUACAAUAAGCCUCGCUUCCCGCCGCCGCUUAGGGUUUUCCCGGGGUUUACCCGUGCUCUCUGCCUCUCCGCUGCCCCAACAGCCAUCGCCACCACUGACGAGGAGCCGGCUCCGCAGCCCCUGCGCCAUUCUCUCCUGCUUGAAAGACUCCGUCUGCGACACCUCAGGGACCAAUCGAAGGGCAUUGAUCAGGGGCGGGCGCCGAUCUCUCCGUCACUUCCGCGCCCCGCGAAUGUUGCGGUCAAGAAGGAGCGCAAGGAGAAGAAGCGUGGGUCGGCGUCGAGCUUCGAGGAGUUGGGACUGGGUGAUGAGGUGAUGGGGGCGGUGAAGGAGAUGGAGAUCUCGGUGCCGACGGAGAUCCAGUGCAUCGCGGUGCCCGCCGUGCUCGAGGGUAAAAGUGUCGUUUUGGGCUCUCAUACUGGGUCCGGCAAGACCCUGGCUUACAUGCUGCCCAUAGUUCAGCUGAUGCGGCAAGAUGAAGCAUUAUCUGGAGUGCUGAUGAGACCCAGGCGUCCUAGAGCUGUUGUGCUUUGUCCAACAAGGGAGCUAUGUGAACAGGUUUUCCGUGUAGCCAAGUCUAUAAGCCAUCAUGCUAGGUUCCGGUCAACUAUGAUCAGUGGAGGUGGACGUUUAAGACCUCAAGAAGAUUCUCUAAGCGAACCGAUUGAUAUGGUUGUUGGGACCCCAGGAAGAAUUCUUCAACAUAUCAAUGAUGGGAAUAUGGUUUAUGGGGACAUAAAAUUCUUGGUUUUGGAUGAGGCAGAUACAAUGUUUGAUCAAGGCUUUGGUCCUGACAUACGCAAGUUUCUUGGACCCCUAAAGAACCGUGCUGCUAAACCUGGUGACCAUGGUUUUCAAACUGUUUUGGUCACUGCAACCAUGACUAAGGCAGUGCAAAACUUGGUUGAUGAGGAAUUCCAGGGAAUAAUUCAUUUGCGCACUUCUAGUUUUCAAAAGAAAGUUGCAUCUGCUCGACAUGACUUUAUUAAACUUUCUGGUGCUGAGAACAAGCUUGAAGCUCUUCUACAGGUUCUGGAGCCAAGUUUGUCAAAGGGAAAUAGGGUUAUGGUCUUCUGCAAUACACUAAAUUCCAGUCGUGCUGUUGAUCAUUUUCUUACUGAGAAUCAGAUAUUCACUGUAAAUUACCAUGGAGAGGUGCCAGCAGAGGAAAGAGUUGAAAACCUGAGAAAGUUUAAGAGUGAAGAUGGAGAUUGUCCAACUUUGGUGUGCACGGAUUUGGCUGCUAGAGGACUGGACCUAGAUGUUGACCAUGUUAUUAUGUUUGAUUUUCCAUUGAAUUCUAUUGAUUAUCUCCAUCGGACUGGAAGAACUGCUCGUAUGGGUGCCAAAGGCAAAGUGACAAGCCUUGUCGCAAAGAAAGAUAUUCCUUUAGCCACUCGAAUUGAAGAAGCCAUGAAGAAAAAUGAGAGCUUGGAAGCUCUUUCCGCCAACAGUGUGAGAAGAGAUGCCUUCAUAUCAAAACAGAUUGAUCAGAAAUAUAAAGCAAAAGUUAUUUUAACCAAAAGUUCAUCCAAAGCGGGCAAAAAAGCAACAUCAGCUCAAAAAUCAGUGGCAGCCAGUAAAGGAAAAGCUUCAGCAUCAACAAAAUCAAAAACGACUGUCGCAAUCUCAAAGCCUAUCAAGUCUCCUGUCGGUGGAAAAAGGGAACCAACGAGGGGCAACAAGCUGCAACAGGGUAGAAAAUCUGUCAUCACAAGAAUUCCUAAGUCUAAGCUCAGUGUUGUUGGUUUCAGGGGGCGCAGUUCUGCUGGCAGAAAGCAAUCACCUAAACCUACAUGAUAAUGUUAGAAGCAAAUAUCUGCUUCCACAAAAAUUGGAGCAGUAAGCAGAUUAUGGCCUUGAGAUUUGUAGAUGAGUUGCUUUUGCCCUUGUAUUCAAAGUCUACCGUUCAACAAAGUCAUGUUGUUGGCUGCCUUGAGGAGAGUUCGGACACUAUACUGUGACUUCGGUACAAUGUAAAUAUAGGUCCUGUGUUAUUUUUGAGGUACAGAACAUUUCUUGUAUUGAGAAGGAUGUAAACACCUUGCUUCCAAGUACUUUUGCUUAAGCUAAUGAAUUAGGUAUCCCUCUCAACCAAA
Messenger RNA from Musa acuminata subsp. malaccensis (wild Malaysian banana), 2252 nucleotides. Its product is annotated as DEAD-box ATP-dependent RNA helicase 39. The record is from RefSeq and is a predicted model, not a curated record. Lineage: Eukaryota; Viridiplantae; Streptophyta; Magnoliopsida; Zingiberales; Musaceae. Gene Ontology annotation, molecular function: ATP binding; mRNA binding; RNA helicase activity.